This is a messenger RNA of Hibiscus syriacus, 1604 nucleotides long. RefSeq names its product glucose-6-phosphate/phosphate translocator 1, chloroplastic-like. NCBI's taxonomy places the organism in Eukaryota, Viridiplantae, Streptophyta, Magnoliopsida, Malvales, Malvaceae. The transcript has 5 exons. Gene Ontology annotation, molecular function: phosphoglycerate transmembrane transporter activity; triose-phosphate transmembrane transporter activity; antiporter activity. Bases 130 to 1293 code for a protein of 387 amino acids. Gene Ontology annotation, biological process: transmembrane transport. Gene Ontology annotation, cellular component: membrane; Golgi apparatus. The record is from RefSeq and is a predicted model, not a curated record.
CUAGAGGAAAGAAAGGCCGUUCAAAUUGUUCAAAUUCCACUUAAGUUGAUCAACUUUUGAACAAACACUCGGUUUCGAUUCUCUCAAAGAUUUGAUCUUGAUCCACCGCUUGGGAAAAAAAUAACAAAAAUGAGUUUCAGCAUAAAGCAAUCAGCUUUAGCGACAUGCAUGGAUCUCUCAAAUUCUAUUGUUAACAGAAGAUCACAGUCAACGAUGUACAGAUCUUCGUUUUCACCAGCUUUGGUUCUCCAAAGAACUCAUCUUUCGGUGUCGAAGCCUUUGCAUAUCUCAUCUAUUGAGAUUAUCGGUAAGGAGAAAAGGCCGGUGAUCCCAUGCAAGGCUUAUGAAGCUGACAAGUCGCAGCCUUUAGAGGCAGCUGCGGAAGUGAAACCCGAAACCGCGAAACGGGUGAAAAUUGGGAUUUAUUUCGCAACUUGGUGGGCUUUGAAUGUUGUUUUCAAUAUAUAUAACAAGAAGGUUUUGAAUGCUUACCCUUACCCUUGGUUGACUUCAACUUUGUCCCUUGCCUGUGGUUCUUUGAUGAUGUUGAUUUCAUGGGCUACAAGGAUUGCUGAGGCCCCAAAAACAGAUUUUGAGUUUUGGAAGACUCUGUUUCCGGUUGCUGUAGCACAUACAAUUGGACAUGUAGCAGCAACUGUGAGUAUGUCUAAGGUUGCAGUUUCAUUCACCCACAUAAUCAAGAGUGGUGAGCCAGCUUUCAGUGUGUUGGUUUCUAGGCUCUUGCUCGGAGAGACCUUCCCUCCAGCGGUGUACCUGUCCCUUGUUCCGAUCAUUGGUGGUUGCGCUCUUGCUGCUGUUACCGAACUUAACUUCAAUAUGACUGGUUUUAUGGGUGCUAUGAUAUCGAACUUGGCAUUUGUCUUCCGUAACAUAUUCUCCAAGAAAGGCAUGAAAGGGAAAUCCGUUAGCGGGAUGAACUACUACGCUUGUUUAUCUAUGUUGUCGCUUCUGAUACUCACACCUUUUGCGAUUGCCGUAGAGGGACCGCAGUUGUGGGCUGCAGGAUGGGAAAAGGCCUUAUCUGAAAUUGGACCACAGUUCGUCUGGUGGGUGGCAGCACAGAGUAUUUUCUAUCAUCUCUACAACCAAGUCUCCUACAUGUCCCUUGAUCAGAUCUCUCCCUUGACAUUUAGCAUUGGUAACACCAUGAAACGUAUUUCCGUUAUAGUCUCAUCCAUCAUCAUCUUCCACACACCUGUCCAACCCAUCAAUGCUCUUGGAGCUGCCAUUGCCAUCCUUGGAACCUUCUUGUAUUCUCAGGCAAAAGCAUGAGAAAGCCGGGGCCUCAAGAUUUUCAAUUCAUCAUGUAAAACACAGCUGAUGAAAGGGAAAAACUAGCUCGGAUUAGUUAAUAAGCUUAGCGUCUUUCAUAUGAUGAUUGCUGGAUUUUCGUGUACCAGCUUGUCAUAUUGUAUAACAAUGGUGAUUAUAUAUGAUGUUCAUACGGUGAAUUAGGCAUGUUUCUUUAUCUAUAUUUGGAUGUGGCUGCUAGGGAUCAGUCUGAAUAAACAAGAUUUAAUGUUGUGAGCCUUGUGUACGUCGGCAGACAUGAGCAAUGUAUUUCUUCAUUUUGGUCUUGUUUU